UGUGCCACUAAUGGUCGAACUCGACAGCUGUCGAGCAGGGUUCAGUUCCAAAUAUACGACAUUAUAGUUGCUAAAAUAAUAUAUGGAUAAAUGCAUUGGUAUUUAGAGAACAGAAGCAGUGUGUGAUUAUCCGGGUGUCCAGAAGGGAACCGUUUAGUGGACUGAUAUGGACCACGUCGAGUCAACACUGAACUAAACAAGAGAAAACUAUGGCUUCGGCACAACCUCCAAACUUCUCCUGGGUGGAUCCUGGUAAGGUGGCAGGACUGGCAAUGCCACGAAUGACGGCCCACUAUCAGUACCUGCUGGACAACGGCAUCAAGCACCUGGUGACCCUGUGCGAGCGCAAUCCUCCUUACCACGACACCUGUCCAGACCUCACCCUUCAUCAUAUCAAGAUUCACGACUUCUGCGCCCCCACAUUUGAUCAGAUCAAGAGAUUCUUGUCCAUAGUGGAGGAGGCCAAUGCGAGAGGACAGGCUGUUGCGGUGCACUGUUUGCAUGGUUUUGGCCGGACGGGGACGAUGCUCGCCUGCUACCUGGUGAAGAGCAGGAAAAUCAGUGGAAUCGACGCCAUUAAUGAGAUAAGAAGCAUUCGCCGAGGGUCUAUUGAAACCCGAGAGCAGGAACAAAUUGUGGUGCAGUUUCAUCAACAAAAUAAGGUGUAAAAUAAGAAAACUUUAAGAAAAUGUUUAUAUUUUUGA
Rhinichthys klamathensis goyatoka is the source of this 704-nucleotide messenger RNA. RefSeq names its product dual specificity phosphatase 23b (gene dusp23b). Lineage: Eukaryota; Metazoa; Chordata; Actinopteri; Cypriniformes; Leuciscidae. Gene Ontology annotation, biological process: protein dephosphorylation; cilium assembly. The coding region runs from base 210 to 668 and encodes 152 amino acids. The record is from RefSeq and is a predicted model, not a curated record. The transcript has 3 exons. Gene Ontology annotation, molecular function: protein tyrosine/serine/threonine phosphatase activity.